GGUGGUGGCUCUUCACCGUUACACCAGGUCUUUUAAUAUGGCUAGAAAUGAGCAAGAUCUGUUGUCAACUGAGAUUGUCAACCGUGGGAUCGAAUCAUCGGGACCGAAUGCCGGUUCGUUAACGUUCUCGGUUCGGGUUCGAAGACGACUACCUGAUUUUCUUCAGUCAGUUAACUUGAAGUAUGUGAAGUUAGGGUACCAUUAUUUGAUCAACCAUGGUAUAUAUUUGGCUACCAUACCUGUUUUGGUACUUGUUUUUAGUGCCGAAGUGGGUAGUCUUAGUAGGGAAGAGCUUUGGAAAAAGCUUUGGGAAGAUGCUCGUUAUGAUCUCGCCACCGUGCUGUCUUUUUUCGCUGUUUUUGUGUUCACCGUUUCCGUUUACUUCAUGUCACGCCCUCGUUCCAUUUAUCUAAUUGAUUUCGCUUGUUAUCGUCCUCACGAUGACUUAAAGGUGACGAAAGAUCAGUUCAUUGAGCUUGCAAGAGCAUCAGGCAAGUUCGAUGAAGCGAGUCUUGAAUUCCAGAAAAAGAUACUGAAAUCUUCAGGGAUUGGGGACGAAACAUACGUUCCGAAGGUGAUUAUGUCUAAAGAAAACUGUGCCACCAUGAAAGAAGGCCGUCUCGAGGCGUCGACUGUGAUGUUUGGUGCCUUGGAUGAGCUCUUUGAGAAAACCAGGAUCCGACCCAAGGAUGUUGGGGUCCUCGUUGUGAACUGUAGCAUAUUUAACCCGACUCCGUCCCUCUCGGCGAUGAUCAUCAAUCAUUAUAAGAUGCGGGGUAAUAUUUUGAGCUACAACCUCGGCGGGAUGGGGUGCAGUGCGGGGAUUAUUGCGGUGGAUUUAGCUCGAGAUAUGUUGCAAGCUAACCCGAAUAACUAUGCGGUGGUGGUGAGCUCUGAGAUGGUGGGUUAUAAUUGGUACCCUGGACGGGACAGGUCCAUGCUUGUCCCGAAUUGUUUUUUCAGGAUGGGAUGCUCCGCUGUGCUUUUGUCUAACCGCCGUCGUGACUACCGCCGUGCUAAGUAUCGGCUUGAACACCUUGUACGGACGCAUAAAGGUGCCGAUGACCGGAGUUUCAGGUCAAUCUACCAGGAAGAAGAUGAACAAGGUUUCAAAGGUCUUAAAGUCAGCAAAGACCUAAUGGAAAUCGGCGGCGACGCCCUCAAAACCAACAUCACAACAUUGGGUCCACUCGUCCUCCCCUUCUCCGAACAACUCUUCUUCUUCGCCACCCUAAUUUGGCGCCACUUCUUUGGCGGCGAUAAAUCCAAAACCUCCCUAUCACCGUCGUCGAAGCCAUACAUCCCCGACUACAAGCUCGCCUUCGAACACUUCUGCGUCCACGCCGCAAGCAAGACGGUGCUAGACGAGCUGCAAAAGAACUUGGAACUCAGCGAAAACAACAUGGAAGCAUCGAGGAUGACCUUACACCGGUUCGGCAACACAUCGAGCAGCAGCAUAUGGUACGAAUUGGCUUAUUUGGAAGCUAAAGAAAGGGUUAAAAGAGGGGAUAGGAUCUGGCAAAUAGCAUUCGGUUCUGGGUUUAAAUGCAACAGUGUGGUUUGGCGAUCCAUGCGUCGUGUGAGGAAGCCUUCAAGGGAUAACCCAUGGCUUGAUUGCACUGAUAGAUACCCUGUGAGAGCUUAAAUUUACUUCAAUGGCCGCUGGUUGAUAAUAAUUAUGAUCUUUUUGUGUUUACAUUUUCAGAAGAAAAGGGGGGGGGGAAUAAUGAUUGGAAAAUUGGCAUAUGUUUGUUUCAUGGUUUCUGGAAAACUUUCCUCGAUGAAUUAAUUGUAUGAAAAAAGUGUUGAAAUUAUGUAGUCUAAUGUUUUUAUAUUUUAAAAGAAAGAAAUGAAGAAAACAUUGUAUUGUAA
Messenger RNA from Gossypium raimondii (Peruvian cotton), 1872 nucleotides. RefSeq names its product 3-ketoacyl-CoA synthase 10. The record is from RefSeq and is a predicted model, not a curated record. The coding region runs from base 38 to 1645 and encodes 535 amino acids. The transcript has 3 exons. Gene Ontology annotation, biological process: fatty acid biosynthetic process. Gene Ontology annotation, cellular component: membrane. Gene Ontology annotation, molecular function: acyltransferase activity, transferring groups other than amino-acyl groups. NCBI's taxonomy places the organism in Eukaryota, Viridiplantae, Streptophyta, Magnoliopsida, Malvales, Malvaceae.